This is a messenger RNA of Seriola aureovittata, 5969 nucleotides long. RefSeq names its product ubiquilin-1-like. The record is from RefSeq and is a predicted model, not a curated record. Gene Ontology annotation, molecular function: polyubiquitin modification-dependent protein binding. Gene Ontology annotation, cellular component: cytosol. The transcript has 11 exons. Lineage: Eukaryota; Metazoa; Chordata; Actinopteri; Carangiformes; Carangidae. The coding region runs from base 207 to 1790 and encodes 527 amino acids. Gene Ontology annotation, biological process: ubiquitin-dependent protein catabolic process.
AAGAACCGUAAAUUAAGAGAGGUAUAAAAGCAGAAAAUUCCCGUCACAUAAUAGAAAGAAUCAGAUUUGUAUGUAGGCUACACCCUGCUGCGCAGUCGGGUCAGAGCUGGAACACAUCCACACAACUUUUUGCAGAGUCAUCGGGACAGACACGCACCUCCGCUCCGGGUCCGCUUAUCUCCAUCGUGAGCCCGGGCAGCACUGAGAUGUCAGGCGCGAUGAAAGAUGAACCGAGAUCAGCCAGUGAAUGUCAGAGGACUGAAAUGAUCCACGUUGCGGUUAAAAGUCUCACGGAGAGCAAAGACUUCACCGUCCGAGGAGACUGCACCGUCAGACAGCUAAAAUGGGGUCUGUCAGAUCGCCUGGGAGCCUCAGCAGAGCAGCUGGUGCUGAUCCAGUCCGGCCGGGUCCUCAGAGAGUCAGAGAUCCUGAGUCACCUUAAAGGGCAGAAUGAGUCAGUCAGCCUCUGCAUGAUCCGAAGGCCCCAGCGUUCCUCUGCUGCACCCACCAGUGAUCCAGCUUCAGAGACGGUCCAAUCAGGGCUCACGGAUGUUCUCGACUCUGAUCAUGAUAUCCUCACACCAUCUCCCACCUCUCCCCUCUGCCUGGUGCAAGGACUGGACAGUCUUGGCCUAACAAACAGUGGGCCUGGAUUCUUCCCUGCACUCCAACGCCAGAUGGAGAAGCAGCUGUUGGCUGACCCAGAGAUGAUGCACUCUGUUCUGUGCAGCCCCCUCGUGCAGAGCACCCUCUCCACCUCCAGCCCCCAAAUAACCAGACAGCUCAUUCUGUCCAAUCCCCAAGUUCAGCAGCUCCUAGAAACAAACCCAGAGGUGGGAGACAUGAUAAACAACACAGACAUCAUCACACAGGUGCUGGAACUCGUCAGGAAUCCUGACCUGAUAGAGGAAGUGAUGCGUAAUGAAGACAGAGCAUUAGACAAUGAAACCAUCAGUGAUAACUCGGAUGGACCUCAGAAGACUGAGACCCAGACAGGAGUACCCCCAGCGGUGACUGCAUCAUCUGGGAUUCGACAGACACCAAUAAGAGAAAGAGACCAGACACCUCCAUCCUUCAGUCACUCCACAGAUCCUCUCAGAGAACUGACUGCCUCGCCCACAGCUGAUCCAAACUCUCAGAGUACUAAUACUGCAGGCAUGCAGUCACUGCUGGAGGAGAUCACAGCCAGUCCAGGUCUGAUGGAGAACCUGCUGUCUGGGCCGUACGUCAGCAGCCUUCUGAACUGCCUCAGCCAGAACCCUGACUUGGCUGCACAGAUACUGCUGAGCCACCCUUUGUUCUCAGGGAAUCCUCAGCUGCAGCAGCAGAUGAGACAGCAGCUCCCUCUCUUCCUGCAACAGAUGCAGAAUCCGGAGCUGCUCACAGCCAUGUUGAACCCCAGAGCCAUGGAGGCUGUGCUACAGAUCCAGCACGGCCUACAGACUCUGGCUGCAGAGGCUCCCGUCCUCAUACCUGCGACUGGACUUGGAAACACUGGGGCCAAUGUUAAUAUUGCCCCUGAGUUUGUGUCUGACUCUGCACCGAACAGCCAAUCAGGAAAUGGUCCUCAGGUUGCCACGGUGACAGAGCAGCAGCAGCAGUUUGUGCAACAGAUGCUACAGGCACUGGCUAACACCAAUAAUGUGGUCCAUCAUGAGGAGGCUGAGUUCCAGGAGGAGCUGGAGCACCUGAGCUCAAUGGGCUUCAGAGACAGACAGGCAAACCUUCAGGCCCUCAUCAGCACAGGAGGAGACCUCAACACUGCUAUACAACAUCUGCUUGGUCUCUGACACACACACACACACACACACACGCACACAAGCACGCACACACACACACACACACACACACACACACACACACAGAUUCUGUGCACAUAAACAUACAUAAGUGAAUGCACAGGUACUAACAUUUGCAGACACUUAUCAUUAUCAACAAUUACAAAGUGCUUUACAAAAAUCAAACAGUAAAGACAUGCAAGCCAUAUUUAUAUUGCUGCACUUUCAAAGACAUACUUAUAUUCAUUCCUUAACUUCACAUACUAACCUCUGUCUGCAGUAGUAGUAGUGGCGCUGUAGUAAAAGAUAUUCAGUCUUGGCAUCACAGUCACCUUCACUAUACUGUGCUGUACACUUGUUUUUCCUUAUCUGAAUUGAAGCUCUAAGGAUAGUGGAUGCCAUAUGGUGACCAGAUCUUAAAGCCCCUUGAGGCAAAUAUGUGGCUUUGGGCUGUAUAAAUACAUUUAAUACAUACAUAAAAACAUAAUACAUAAUACACAUGAAUUUAUUUGGGUUUUUAUGAAGUGAAAACUGAGAAAACAUAAACACCUUCCAUUUUGUCCUUCCAGAGUGAACGCUUUGAGUUAAUAUUAAGGUAGAAACAAAAGACUACAAUCAUUGUCACUGUAUCAGUGACAUGCACUGGUGCAGGUCAGUACAGGUACUUAAAUCCACCUCACAUACCUUAUACUUGUAGCAAUUGCAUAAAUAUUCAGAGGUAGGUCAUGUAUUAUUAAUCUCUGUGCAGACGCACUAUGAACCUCAGGCCUCUUUUCACUCUACCACCUGGACAACUGAGUCCAAUGAAAGCUUUUAACACCCAGAGACAGUCAGAUGUCCUGGAAGCUCACGGCAGAUUCACACUCUCAGAUUGAACCAGGAGCAUCUUCUGUUGAGUGCUGUUUUCCUGAUCUCCCUUGCUGCUCUUGUAUCUUGUCCACCACAGGCUGUGCAGACGGCAAGCACACCAGAUUAUUCUAAAGUUUGUCUCCAAAAGUAGACUCAGCUCCAAAAGAUGUGUUUAAAAAUGCAGAGGUGGACUUUGUGCAAAAGCAAGAAGUGUUUGAAUGUCAUUGUUUAUCUUGAGGAGACACAGGCACAGAAACUCAGAUUUGCAGGACUAAUCUUCUCAACAACAUUCUCACAGACAUGAAAAAAAUGUCCAGAACUUAAAAAAAUAAUGACAACAGAAUUUAUGAUGAUAAUAAUGAAUAUUUUACUUUGCAUACGUGAGCCACUUCUUUGAAAACCUUUGUGCCUAACUAUUUUCCACUGCACUGACUGGUAAUGCCUGGGAUUUGAUGUUCUUUCCUUUAGCUUUUCUUCAAUUUAGCUGAAAUGCACCAUGCUACAGGAGUGUGUCAUAUGGAGCAGGUGCAUUUUGUAUCCCUCUGGAUGUAACUAAACAACAACUGAGCAACAUACUGUCACUCAUCUUGCUGACCUGUGGAUGCUGAUGUAAUAAGUAAAAGGUGUUGAAUGCCACUCUGUUAUUUACUUUUUCUUUCAGUGUCUUUUUUAGUCUGUCAAAACAAUUCUGUCGUCUUUCAAUCAUGUAAAUAUGCAGUGGUUGUAAUACAGAUGUUCUACAUUAGGGUUAUCAAUACAAUUAAUUCAACAGCAGUUUUUUAGGACUUCUGCAAAUGAUUAUAUCCAUCAUUAAUUAAUCUGUCGAUGUUUUUCUUCUACAAGUAAUAUAUUAAUCAUUUAGGCUAUAAAAUGUCAGUAAAUAGGAAAAAUAUCUAUCACAACUUCCUAGAACCCAGCUUCAUAUUACCCGUUUUGUUCAGCUAGUAGACCGACAUCCAGAAGAUGUUCAGGUUACACUUAUAUCAAAUAGAAUAGGAGCAACUCCUCCCAUUUGCGAAGCUGUAAACACAAUGAUGUACCCAGAGUUGGUGUAGAGGUCACAGAGCAUAACCUGACAGUUUCAAUAAAGACAUAAGUCAAACACAAACUGGCAUACUCAUUUAUAAUACAAUAACUAAAAAUCUUAUUAUUUUUCAUAUACAUAAGUUACCACGCUACUCCCUCUGCUAAUAAUAUCUAAGCUUGAACUUUUCCACUAUAAACACCAGGGGGCAGUUACACCUAACUUUUUUUCAGUUAUGUCAGCUAUUUUGGUUUGUACAGCUGGAAUUAUGCAGCAACAAAACAUUUUUGACGUUGCCUUUUUCUAGGAUAAUUUGUUAUUAUUCUCGUUUACCUUCAGUGCAAAGUAUGAGAUUGAAAUCUGUAUCUACAUGUUGACAUCAGCAGUGUUGUUGAGCACUGAUGAUCUGACAUACCAACUGGCAAAACUGUUAUGUAAUGUACUUAUUGAAACUAAUACCUCACAAUCACAAAGUCAUAUUUAGAGGUGAUUUUCAGCUACUAAUGUGACUGAUAAGAUACGGAUGUGUGGACAGUUGUGUGAGGGUUUCUGUCUGUUUUCUAUUGCUGCUUUAGUGUCCUCUCUCUCAGAGAGCUAGUGGAUUACAGACAAACAAGCACUACGACAUCAGAUACGUGUGUAUGUGAUCCACUUGACAACCUGUGUGCGUAUGUCUGUUGCUGCCAGACUGAGGGGGUUUUAAUCUCCACUAGUGUGUGUGUGUUGCAGUGUGUGUGCGCCGGUUCGUCUGGAUGUGUGAGAUAUGAGAGUAGCCAAGGGGGUUUUUCUGGAUUAGAAGCUCCUAAAAUAUUCGGGUUGAGGUUUGAAGAUGAGUCACACCACAAAAACAGCUCUACAGUGCUGAGUGGAGAUGUGUGUGUGUGUGUGUGUGUGUGUGUGUGUGUGUGUGUGUGUGUGUGUGUGUGUGUGUGUGUGUGUGUGUGUGUGUGUGUGUGUGUGUGUGUGUGUGUGUGUGUGUGUGUGUGAACAUCCAGUUCAUGGACACAUGCGUGUGUUUUCUGAAGAUGCUUACAGAUCAGGAAACAGGGCUCACAAAGCCUUGACCUGAUCUGACCUUUUAUAUGUUAUGACUCUAUUGUCAGAAGAAACCUGCCUCACAGUGAUGUGUAGCAGUGAUUGUGUUCAAUCCAAACCCCCUUAAUCGUUUGACUUUAUCGUGCUCAGUGUGAAGAUUGUGCUGUAAGAUUGGUUGGUGCAUUUGGUGUCAGAGCAUGAAAGUUAGUUUGACAGAUUGAAUGAUAUCAUAAAAGCAAUUUCUUGCUUCUAAACCAACCCAUUCACUGAUGCAGAGUUGUCAGGAACUUCAGCAAAGCUACAAAAUGUUUUACAAGGCUAUUUAAGAACAGGUGAGAAACCUGUAAUGUUGAAGGUAAAAUGGAAAAGAUCACACAAAGUCAUUUAAACCCAGUGUUAAAAUCCGUGUUAGGUGAAGCAGAAGUGGUGAGUCAAUACAGUUGGUGGCAGAGACAUAUGUGCUUCCACAGGCUGUGGAUUCUCCUUUUCACCAGUUAGCUUUCCUCUAAACCGACCCGAGACAAAGUUAUACAAACAUAUAAAUUAACUUUCUGUAUAUCUGAAGUGAUAAGUCGAUAAAUCUGUUACACAACAUAAAAAUUAAUCGUCAGCUUAUUUGAAAUUGAUACAGUUUUUCAAGCAAAACCGAGAUAACAUUUCCAGAGAUAAAUUUCCGCUUCUGGAUUGAGAAGAUUUUAUUUGUGAUUAAACUGAAUAUCUUUGGGUUGGCUUCAGAAAGUUUGACAGACAAAUCAAAAAAAAGAAUGUACACUCACAGUUUGCAUUGCAAUGCAUUUAGUUCAACUAUUAAAGAUCAGUUUUUCACCAUUUGCUGAUAUUUUAUAGACCAAAAGGUUCAUCAGUAAACCAAGAAAAAAAACAGGCAAAUUAAUCAUUACUGAAAAUUACUAUUAGUUGCAGCCAAAAGCCAAUUUUCCUCUGUAAAUGUUGCCCGUCUGUUACAAACUGUAACAAAAUUCAUACAAGCUCAUCUUAUCAGUAAAGACCUUUAUAUGUGUUUAUAUGUGCAUGGUCAGGUUCAUUUUCUUUUAAAACGUGUUUGCCUUUUGUUCUUUUGGAUUAAAAAUGUUCCCUUGGUAUUUGUCCAUUAUAAUGCCGUCAAAGAUAUAAGACGAUAUUAGACAACAAAAUUACUGUGAAAACACUGAAUCUUCAUAGUGCAAACUUUUACAAUACUUCCACAAACCUCUUCAUAAGAGCUAAUACCCUCUUUCUCUCUUCAGCUGCACAGGUGGACCUUUUUUCUUUGUGGCAAAUUAUAU